CAAUCGCGGCCAUAACCAUCUUUCUUCCUUUGGCCGUUUUGCCAAUGGGAUUUGCGCAAAUCAUAAAAUAAAUAAUCUAUGUUUGAAACAGAGGCUACUGCUUCGUGUUCUUCAAGGAGACGGAAGAGUUACUGAAAUAAAUUUUGAUAAUACUGAGGAAAUACAAGAUAUCAAUUACUGCUAUGUUAACGGUAAAAACCCAAUAAGCAUUUACCUAUUAUUUGAUCAAUACAUUUUGAUAUCAUACGUUCAUGCAAAUGAUACCUCCGACAGCACAACAUAUAUGGAUCGAGGAAUGGUUAUAUAUUGGAACGGGAAAAUUAUGAGUAUAAUCAAUUUUGGACCAUCCUACUUGUUUCCAAACAGCACAACUUGGAGUCCAAUUGAAUUUUUUGUAAAUAAAAUGUUCCCCGAAGAGGAUUUAUGCGUUUAUCUGGGGUGCGUGGAACGAAUAAUUUUAAAUGGAGCCAAUAUGAAUAAUCUUAACAAUUUUCAAAUUACCGCGCUUCAAACUUUAGAUAGUGGUUAUGCGAUUGUAUACUCUGAUGCGAUAAAUACUCAAGAUUCAACUAAUACAACUAUAUCCACAACCACAUUGACUCCUGUUACAACCUUACCAGCUCAACCUACUACUACGGAUAAUGUGGCACCUAACGGAAAUUCAGCGAAUGUUAGAACACUGCCUCUUGGAGGGUACGCUUUAAUAUUGCAGCAAUCGUCCGGAUCUACCGUAUUCAAUUUUAGUCUUUAUAAUGAAAACAAUCAACUAUCUGAUUAUAAAUUUCCUCUGAAUCCUAUUAUCUCAAACUUAAUUGGCGCGUUUGAUAUAUUGCAAAAUAAUACGAUGCUGGUGGCACAAAAUGAAACAUCUACCGCUUGGAAUCUUAUUUCAAUCCAAUUACCGUUACUUUCCUCAUAUCAUGCAUUCCCUCAAAAAGGCAGUAAUAAUCUAACAAAUAAUUACAACGAGAUUAACAUCACAUUUCAAGACCCAGUUUCGUUUGCGAAUGGCAAACUAUAUAUUUAUCAAGCAUCUAGUCAAAGCGACAUUCUUCGACAAAUUAUUAAUUCAAAAAAUUGUACUCAAUGUACUACACGAGACAAUGUCGUCACACUUAAUGUAUAUGAUUCCACUUUUAACGUGCCUGGUGGUCAAUAUUAUAUACAAAUUGAUAAUAACUUUGUCAAGAAUUCAAUAUAUGAUGAAGCCAUUUUGGGAAUUAAUUCGCAUGUGUGGACUUUUCAUACAGCUGACAUCAAUGUUAGUAAACAAUCAGGUGAUAUCUGGGGAUCGCUACAAUUAACAACGAAUGGAACUCAAUAUUUUUACAAAUUGAGUGAUUCAGAAAGAUCUGUCUUUUUUACCGAAUUAAUAAAUGAACUCACAAAAGGCGGCGAAAAGCUGUCUUGUACACAAUUAGCGAACAAUUUAAACCAAUUAAUAACGAAUGGAGCAUCUACAAGUAUAUCAACGGGACUUAGGACAAAGUAUUUAUAUCCUAAUUAUGGAUUUCAACAACAAGCUA
Messenger RNA from Racocetra persica, 1526 nucleotides. NCBI's taxonomy places the organism in Eukaryota, Fungi, Glomeromycota, Glomeromycetes, Diversisporales, Gigasporaceae. The record is from the annotation of a GenBank genome assembly.